CCUGGCCACGCCCACAAACGCAGCCUCCGCGAGGUCCGGAAACGCCAAAGCGAGUCGUGUGAGCCUCGCGGUGUCCCGUAUCCAAGGGUAAACAAGCGGUCGAGGCCCCUUCCAGCCGGCACCGACCCACGCUGAAGGGUCAGUCAUGGCAGGCGAUCCACUUUCGUCCUCCGCGGUCUCCCGAGGCCGAUUCGUCGUGGUGGGAGGCGGGAUCGCCGGAGUGACAUGCGCCGAGCACCUGGCUACAGAGUUUCCAUCCGAUGAUAUUUUAUUGGUCACAGCAUCUCCUGUUAUAAAAGCAGUGAUGAAUUACAGACAGGUUUCAAGAACUUUAGAAGAAUUUGAUGUUGAGGAACAAGCAAGCAGUGUAUUAGAAAAACGUUACCCUAACAUUAAGGUGAUACAGUCUGGCGUGAAGCAGUUGAAAAGCGAUGGUCAUAAAAUCAUAACAGAAGCCGGCAAGGAGUACGCCUAUGAAAAACUCUGCCUGUGUGCUGGAGCAAAGCCAAAAUUAAUUACUGAAGGAAACCCGUUUGUAUUGGGAAUCCGGGACACAGAUAGCGUUGCGGAAUUCCAGAAACAUCUGGCAGAAGCAAAAAGGAUAACCAUCGUGGGGAAUGGUGGCAUUGCACUGGAACUGGUGUAUGAAAUCGAAGGUUGCGAAGUGAUUUGGGCCAUCAAAGACAAAGCCAUUGGGAAUACUUUCUUUGACGCGGGAGCAGCUGAAUUCCUGAUCCCAAAGCUAAGCACUGAGAAACCAGAACUUCCAAUUGCCUGCAAAAGGACUAAAUAUACAAUAGCGGAAAGUGAGAAGGAAGAGAGAGCUGUAGCAAGCCUAGGGAAGAUAGGCAGUGCUUUAGGCCCCGAUUGGCAUGAAGGCUUGCAUCUUAAAGGAUCAAAAGAGCUUCCCCAUAAGGUUCAUAUUGAAAGCAUGUGUGAAAUAAAGAAGAUAUACCUCCAGGAAGAUUUCCAGCAUCUACAGAAAGUUUCCUUGGUUUUCCCCAAAGCUCAACAGGAUGAGAGGAAUGCAGAACCAGAUCAAGAUCUAUGGCCUGUAUAUGUGGAACUAACCAAUGGGAAGGUAUAUGGCUGUGACUUCAUUGUCAGUGCCACCGGAGUCGUUCCAAAUGUCCAGCCAUUCCUUGAUGGUAAUAAUUUCACUCUAGGUGAAGAUGGAGGCUUAAAAGUGGACAAAUACAUGCAUACUUCAUUGCCAGAUAUCUACGCAGCCGGGGACAUCUGCACCACAUCAUGGGAGCCCAGUCCGUUCUGGCAGCAGAUGAGGCUUUGGACCCAGGCCAGGCAGAUGGGCUGGUACGCUGCAAAAUGUAUGGCUGCUGAUGCUCUAGGGGAACCUAUUGACAUGGACUUCAGCUUUGAACUCUUUGCUCACGUAACAAAAUUUUUCAGUUACAAGGUGGUGUUGCUGGGAAAAUAUAACGCUCAAGGGUUGGGUUUAGACCAUGAACUGAUGUUGAGAUGCACCAAAGGACGGGAAUAUGUCAAAGUGGUGAUGCAGAAUGGACGAAUGAUGGGAGCCGUCCUGAUUGGAGAAACCGAUCUGGAAGAAACCUUUGAAAACUUGAUUCUUAAUCAGAUGGAUCUCUCACGUUAUGGGGAACAUCUCUUAGAUCCAAAUAUUGACAUAGAAGAUUACUUUGACUGAACUUCUGAAAACAGUGCUAACUCUGACUUCUUAGAUACUUUAAUGGUGGUGGUUUUGGAAGGGUUCUCGCAUGCCAAGUAUAGAGAAAUGAGUGUACAACUACAGUUGACCUGAUCACACGCUGUAUGGUACGAGUGCUUUCUGGCAGUACCACUAUAUACUAUGGGCCAACAUGCAAGAACAAGAAGACUGGACAUUCAACAGAGUUGUGGUCAUGUGUGUUAUACAGCACAGAAUUUAGUCAGAGUUUACUGUGCCUCAACUUCUCAAUUUCAGUAGGGCUUGCCUGUGACAUGAUUCCUAAGUAAGCUUUUGUAAAUUUAAAUUAUUUAAAAUACUUUUGCACUACUUCUCAUACUAUUUGAAGCCACUUCUGUGUGAAGAGACAGCAAUAAAAGAUCUAAUUAUGGUAAAACACUGAGUAAAAACAGCAAUUUAGAAGUAAGUAAUAUGAAGAUUAGAAAGAAGGGAUACGCCCGAACCGGUUCAGCACCACCACUAGCAUAGCGCUCACUUUCCAAAAGGCUGUGUGUGGCUGCAGUGCUGGCAUAGACAUGGCUGCUGUGCAUGCUGCUACUUCCCUGUAGCACAGGGGUUCUCAAACCUGGGGUCCCCAGUUGUUGGACUACCACUCCCAUCAUCCCCAGCCACAAUGGCAGACAUCCAGUGAUGUCAAAUUCAGAAGGGCAGGUGCUCCACGACAGCCCCCAUAGCCACACUGACCCUAAUGGCCACGUCCCCAUGACCACACACCCCAUAUUACAAGAGCUAGGGAUGUGCAUGAAACAGAUUUGGCAUUCCACUGUGAGCUCAGAACAGAACACUAAAUUCCCGUUAACGUUCUGUCAGAACAACUGGUUGAGCUGGUGGUUCCGACAGAACAACCAUGUUAUGACUUGAACGUGGCAUCAGUUUGAACUCUAAAAUGGCGCUCUUCUUUCUGGCCUCUGCACAUGCACGGCAGCCAUUUGUGCAGUGGUGCUGGCCACACAAAUGGCUGCCAUACAUGUGCAGAGAUCAGAAAGAAGAGUGCCAUUUCAGAGUCCAAAAUGGUGUUCGGAGUGUUCCGACUCAAAAUGGGCCGUUCCAAGCUUUGAACAGGCCCUUCAUUUGAAGGGUGUUCUGAUCUGCGCUUGGAACAUUCUGCACAUCCCGAACAAGAGGUCAAGGAUUUGUUUUCUUAAUCCUACAGAGUCUGAACCUCAUGUGGUUAUUCACCCAGAAGUCUGGAUUGCCAACCACAAAGGGUGGAGGAUAUGCCUUGUAAUAGAAGACAGGGGGAAAUGGUGGUAAAAUCAACUUCAGUCCGAUAUUCAGCUAUGCAACAAACUGUUGGGACAGCGAGAGCAGAAUAUUCCAUUUAGAAAGCAAAGGACUAACCAUUAUGGAGUGGGGAAGGAGAUUGCUUGCUUGGCCAAGCAAUAGACGGGGGCGGGGGGGGAGGAUCACAAAGGUUGGGGUGGCUGCAAAAAAAGGCAGGACAAGUGGCAGGACAGACAAAAUUGCUCCCCUUUGUCGGCUGCUUUGCAUCCCUGCCAAGACCCUGGAGGUGGGGAAACAUGCCAGGGCUAUGUCCCUGCAGCACUACAUCACUGUUCAGCACCAGCUUUGGCUAACAUCACAUCUGCAGUGAAUUCAGUAUCCCACGCCUGUGUUGGUAUGCAUGUGGCACGGAAGCUCAUAGUUAACACUGCAAGGGGUCGUGAGAGCAGGGAAUUCAAGUAGGGGAGGAGGUGGAACUGGAGCUAGAAUGAAAAGGUGUCCUCAUUAAAUCCGCAAUGAAAAUGUGUUCUUACGGAGUCCUUUUAAGAGUUUUUAAAGGACUGAUCUGUGAGUCUCUAGUUAACAAUCACCGCUGCCCCAAACUCACUAGAUAUCAUUUGGCAAGCUGCCAGUUCUCAGCUCCUGAUUUGCUAGAUAGGGGCAGUACUAACCUGACUUACGGUGCUUUUGUAAGGGUGACUGAAACAUUGUACAUGGAACACUGAACACUCAGAAGUGCUAUGUAAAAGGCAUAUAUUCCAUGCCCAACAGCAACGUGUAAGGUGAAGACCAGCCACACAGUGGAGACUGAUCCAACCAACCAGCUGAGAAGCACAGAACAGGUUGCCAUGCAGCUGCAGCAAGGUGACUCCGUGCUUUCGGGGAGAAACAAAUACAGUCACUCCCCAAGUUACAAACAAAGCUCCAUAACAUAUUACAUUAAGGAAGUCCCCAACUUACAAACAGGCCAUCACUCUUGGGAACUGUGUGUGUUGUGAGCUAUGAACAUGGAACUUACAAACCAUACAACCCAGUUGUACGUUGGGAAUCAUAAUCAUAAUCAUGAUUCCCAACGUACAACUGGGUUGUAUGGUUUGUAACUUCCUUACAGCAUUUUAUCUUCACCUUACUGCAAGUUGCUGUUGGGCCUGAAAAAUACACAUUUUAUGAAGGAAUUACUUCUUCAGGCAACACAUGGAGUGGGGUGACAGUGGUGGAAAAAAAUUGCCUUAGAUGGCUGCUUUUUUUUUUUUAAAGGAGUAAAUAUAUUCAUGGGGAAUAGGCCUACAAGUAGCUGUUACCCUUUAUAAGUAACUGGAACUGUUGGUUCAUAAGCAGGAUCCCUGAGUACCAGGUAAAGGUAGCCAGCAAUGGCAUCUGCGAAAAUUAAACACUCAUUAAGCAACACAUUCCCAUUUGUGUAAAUGUUUUUUCCAAAAAGGGACUAGACAGCCUGUCAAAAGGGAAGGUACUGUCAAUCGCAGGAGGAAGAGCCAUGUGUUUGGUGCCAUGCACGUGGUUGUGGUAUCCAUGCACUGGCUGUAGCUGCCCGAGUGGGGUAGUGCUACAAGCAGGGAUGCUCAGCCUUAGGUCCCUAGAUGUUGUUGGACUACAUCUCCCAUCUUCCCCAGCCACAACAGCCUUUGGCUAGGGGUGAUGGGAGUUUGCCUUCAGUAGUGGUAUUGUGCUGCAAGGAUGUACAGGGACACAGUACUGGUGCUCUUCUCCCCGCCCCCUACCCCUGGAUCUCAGUAGGGAUACAAAGCAGCCAAUAGAGAGGGGAGUGAUCUCCCCUGCCCUAACGUGGCAAAGAGGCACCUUUUAAUGUGGUGAUUCUCUUUAUUUAACAGGGGGAGAGUAACUGGCCCUAUCCACCCCCAGCACAGGACCUCCAGUGACUGCUGCUGGUGUCUGUCUUAUGUUUCUUUUUAGAUUGUGAGCCCUUUGGGGACAGGGAGCCAUCCUAUUUAUUUAUUAUUUCUCUGUGUGAAGCUCCCGGAGCCAUUUUUGGAAGGGCGGUAUAGAAAUCAAAUAAAUAAAUAAAUCUUGUAUUUCGCUGUU
Molecule: messenger RNA, 4990 nt
Organism: Hemicordylus capensis (graceful crag lizard)
Lineage: Eukaryota; Metazoa; Chordata; Lepidosauria; Squamata; Cordylidae
Gene: PYROXD1
Product: pyridine nucleotide-disulphide oxidoreductase domain 1
Exons: 12
Coding region: 146-1666 (506 amino acids)
Molecular function (GO): flavin adenine dinucleotide binding; oxidoreductase activity
Source: RefSeq, a predicted model, not a curated record